AUGCACCUCAGUCAUGUGUUCAACGCUACUCUUCUUGUUCUCUCCUCUCUGGUCUCUGCUCAACAGGCUGUCCGCAAAACCUGCUACCCAAAGGGUCCCGAAAGACCCGACUCGAAACACUGUGCUGGUGCGAUUGCGGAUCUCUUGCAAUCCUCUGGCGCCUUCACGAGCGUCGGCGCUGGAGAAUGCAACACCGUAGCGGAAAUUGGCAACUGCGCUGUAUCGUUGUGUGGGGGCCGAGGAGGAUUUAUAUCCCAUGAAUCCAUAGCCGUGGCAGCUCAAAUCGUAUUUGCCAGUUGCAAGAAUGGCGGAUACGCGGCCGGACAUAUUUCACUCGAAGGCUUCGCGUCAGGUUACGACGGUUUAACGGCGGAGACUGUGGGCGUGGUUGUCUCGAAAAAGGAGGCGGCAAUGAAAAUUUGGCAGACGGGGAAAGGGAACAAGAGAAGAGCACUGACAAGGGCACCAAGAAGAUUGCACGAUCUCAGCCCCACUGAGCUCGAGGCAAAUGCCACCGCGGGGCUCGUUCCUACCCCGGUCGGAAAACGGAACGAUCCCUGGCGGUACCAGCCUCCUCCGUCUCCAAGAGCUACUUUCACGGUCAGAGGACGCCGCCAGUACACACUAGCAGUGAUGGCCGAAGAAAACACGGGAAGGCCAAUUACCCACAACGUGGCAACUGACCUCGGCACUCGAAUGUACGUCAACUGGCUCGAGCGCGAAGCAAGCACUGGCGUAAUCUUAGGGCGGGCGGAGAUGGGCACUUUUUCGCCAUGGAUGGGUUAUUUUGCAGAGGACAACCAGAAUGCUGGAGAGAUCACCCACGGUAAUGAUCACGCCGAUGACGACUGGAUCGCACUGCUGCGUGCCGUGCAGGACUUUCGCAAUCAACGUGGCAACCCCGCCUGGUUCUCAGUCCGCGUCUUCAAAGGGAACGACGGCGUGAGAGGCACUGCUGUCGGCUGGUUCGUUUUCGACAUGGGUCCGGGUCCGUUGUUGUAA
Molecule: messenger RNA, 1002 nt
Organism: Alternaria atra
Lineage: Eukaryota; Fungi; Ascomycota; Dothideomycetes; Pleosporales; Pleosporaceae
Exons: 1
Coding region: 1-1002 (333 amino acids)
Source: RefSeq, a predicted model, not a curated record